AUGUGGCGGGAUCGCACCAACCUCUACAUAUCCUACCGCCAAUCCUUCGCCCACCACCCCGCAAAGAAGCCACGUUUCGGCGCUUCAAAUGGCUUCGACGCACCCUCCCAACCGGAAGAAAGCCGGCGCCUCAUCUCCGAGACGGGCGGGUUCGAAGAAGAUGGCGACAUGGUGAUCGAGAUGGAUCUGCUACCGCCGCGCUGGGUCGACGUACAGGAAGAAGUCUCGGAGCUAUUGGCGGAUAUUGCGCAAAAGUCCGCGCAGCUGGAUAAGCUGCACCAGAAGCACCUGCUUCCCGGAUUCGGCGAUGAGGAUCUUAGAAGACAGGAUGAGGGUGUUAUUGAGGGCCUGACGCAGGAUAUCACGCGCAGCUUUCAUAAUUGCCAGAACUCGAUUAAGAGGAUUGAUUUGAUGGUGCGCGAGUCGAAGCAGCAGGGCGGAGUGACCAGUGGAGAGGAGACUAUGGCGAAGAAUAUACAGAUCUCUCUCGCGUCUAGGGUGCAGGAGUCGAGUGCCCGUUUCCGAAAGAAGCAGAGUACUUAUCUCAAGAAACUACGAGAUCUGGAAGGCCUAUCAACGCCAUUUGACCGCUCACCAACCCCCGUGCAAAAUCCAUUCACAGAUCCCUCCCUGAUGGAAUCGGAAGUGGACAAGUCCUUCUCUCAGACGAUGUUGAUGCAGACACAACAACGUGCCACGGGCCAAAACGACGCAGCCAUCGCGCAACGAGAACGCGAAAUCAAUGACAUUGCAAAGGGCAUUAUCGAGCUCUCCGAUAUCUUCCGCGAGCUGCAAACUAUGAUCAUCGAUCAAGGGACGAUGCUGGAUCGCAUUGACUAUAAUGUGGAACGGAUGGGUACCGAGGUCAAGGCUGCAGAGAAGGAAUUGAAAGUGGCUACGAACUACCAACGACGUACCACAAAGCGCAAAGUCAUGCUCCUGUUAGCUCUUGUGGUGAUAGGUCUGAUCAUCGUUCUGGUGGUGAAACCAAAAAAACACAGCUCCCCGUCCCCGUCGCCGGAACCCGAAGAGGAGUCCUCGAAUAAUAUCAGGUCUGUGCUGAUCUCGGUUGACAGAAUGAGAAGACAUCCGACAUCCAGGCGGUUCUCUCGAGAUCGCUGGAUAGAUCCGGAUAUAUUUCGAUGA
Messenger RNA from Penicillium cataractarum, 1146 nucleotides. RefSeq names its product t-SNARE syntaxin TLG2. Lineage: Eukaryota; Fungi; Ascomycota; Eurotiomycetes; Eurotiales; Aspergillaceae. The coding region runs from base 1 to 1146 and encodes 381 amino acids. Gene Ontology annotation, biological process: vesicle-mediated transport; vesicle fusion; intracellular protein transport. The transcript is spliced from 4 exons. The record is from RefSeq and is a predicted model, not a curated record. Gene Ontology annotation, cellular component: endomembrane system; SNARE complex; membrane. Gene Ontology annotation, molecular function: SNARE binding; SNAP receptor activity.